Molecule: messenger RNA, 479 nt
Organism: Lactuca sativa (garden lettuce)
Lineage: Eukaryota; Viridiplantae; Streptophyta; Magnoliopsida; Asterales; Asteraceae
Source: RefSeq, a predicted model, not a curated record
UCGGAUCCUAGAAGUAAACGGAAGGGUUUAUUUGCUUCGCACGAAAAAGGCAGUGGGAAAGAAAUCAGAGGGUUUAGGCCGUGGAGCGGAAAUCAGAAAUGGGAAGCCAGGCGAAUCAUGGAGGAUUUAGGGCAAAAAUGGAGCACUACCUUUACAGUGGUGAAAAGAAGCAUGUCGCGGCCGGCAUGGCCAUCAUCGGCGUCCUCUUUGGCGUUCCAUGGUACCUCAUGAACCGAGGUACAAAACAUCAAUCCCAUCAAGACUACUUGGAGAAAGCUGAUAGAGCUCGAAAUGCACGUCUACAUUCUGCACCAUCAAAAUAAAUGAUAAACAUAUACCAUGGUGUUUUCUUUUAUAGAAUACUCGGGCAACCUAGUACUGCUUUUGGUUUUUUUCAUUAUUUUGUUAAGUGAAUGAUUUCUUGUGUUUUGUAUUUGGAUUUUGAAAGAUAGAAAUAAUUGGCAGCUCAAGUUAUUAUA